GAAUCGAACCUCUCUGUCUCUCGCGACUCCUCUCCCCCCCCCCCACGAAUCUCUCUCCCUCGCCGCCGCCACCACCCACGCCGGCCAGUUCCGGUGAGCUCCAGCGGCGCGCAGCACGCCCCCGAGCUCCCCUAGGUCCGCUCCACCUUCCGCCCCAUCCAGAAUCGGCGCUCACGCCCUCCGCCGUCCCCAUGGCUAGCUAGGGUUUCGGCCGCCACCCCUAACAUCGCCGGAAUCAGGCACAUCCGGCGAUGGCGAGGCCAGAGCUCGACGGAUCCGUUACCGGUGUGGCGCAGGUCACCUUGGAGUGGUCUGGACGGCGACGACGGCAGGAGGGCGCCGUCCUUCCUGCUCGAGGAGGCAGAGGACGAGGGGCGGACCUAGCUGGCGGCCCUCUCCUGCUCGAGGAGGCGGGGCCUGCCGAGCUCAAGCACGGCCACAACGACCCAGCUUGGCAGUACAGUAGUUUUGGCAAAAAAGAAAAUGGGGAAAGGAGUAUCAGCACGCGAGGAGCAAAGUUCUUUGCUAUCUUGGCUUUACUGAUUCGGAGCAGCAGGCAUCCUCCGUUGACGAUGACGACAACCAGGGCAUCCACUGGCACGACGACGCCCCACACAUGGUCCAACUCAGCUACAACCUCCUCUACCGCGUGACGGCGACUGUGGUUGUGUGCGCCAUCGACUACAACCUCCUCUCAUGUGAAUCUGUCUCCUACCUCUAGCUCCCUCUCUUGUGCUGCUAUAUUAGUACCUUGCUCUGUUUCAUGCGCAUGGGUGAUUUUGUUUGUGCUUGCCGUGCCUGUGUCAUGGAAAAGAUCAUUCCUAUUUACAAGUAAUGAUGAUUUGGAGCAGCACACUUAUUAAAUUCUGCUCUUGUAUUAGACCCCAUUUGUGGUUACUGUGAUGUGCAUUGAUUCAGCCUCCUAGUACUGCAGAUCAUGCAUGCUAAUAAUUUAUAAUGGCCUUGUUAGUUACUGCAGCUAGGCUAUGUUAAUUGUUGGUGUUUAAUCUAGCUAGCAUGUUUGUACCAUCAGGAUUGCAUCAAAUUAUAGCUAGCUAGCCUGUUUGAAAUCUGAUUUUUUUUGCUUGGUAUGCUGCUGGUCUGAAUCUACUUACACGCUUGACUGAAUUUAACUUGGUGCUAUUGCUGUCAGAUCCUAGUACUCAAUCACCUGGACAUUGCUGCAUUGUUUGCCAAUUAGUUUGCUUGCUUCCUUGUUGCCACAAAAAAAUCUGAAUCUUUUGUGUGUGUAAUUCAGUUUUAUCGUUAUGUAUGCAAUCUGAUCUAGACUUUCGAUUUUGACUUACAGUUGCGUCUAGAUUAGAACUAUGUAUGUGCUUUCAGAGAACAUGCCUUUCUCUUUUAGGGAGUUCAACAUUUUAGCAUUGGUCAACUCCUCUUCUUUGCUUACAACCAGCAUCACAUGAACCAUAUGUGUACACUGACAUGUUCCUUAAUUAGCACUCGGUCUAUUUGUCAAGGAGUUCAAGAUGCUCCAAAAUACCUUUUUGCUUUGUUUAGUUGAUUUUCAUAUUACCUCAUGAUCAAGUCCUACAUACUCCUACUCUGUAUCUACUAAAUCAUCACAGGAGCUAUUUGUGUCCAGUUUAAAUACCUACUCUGUACCUAGUGGAAAAACUAUGUUAUGAUUCUAUACCCUGUGCCCUUUGCUGUGGGCUAUGUUGUUAUAUUCCUGCAUGUCCAUUCCAGACAUUGUUGUAUUGCUCAUACCCUUGUAUAUGAGCUCUACCAAACACUAGUACUAUACUGAGCGGACAA
Molecule: messenger RNA, 1779 nt
Organism: Triticum dicoccoides
Lineage: Eukaryota; Viridiplantae; Streptophyta; Magnoliopsida; Poales; Poaceae
Exons: 4
Coding region: 252-653 (133 amino acids)
Source: RefSeq, a predicted model, not a curated record